AUGACGAUAUGGAAUCUCCAGAAAUUCAUUCAGCAUGAUCACAGGAUAUUGGGCUGGGAUUGGGGCAGUACCGCAAUCAGAGUCAGUCUACUCACUUUCAAAGGUAGAGAGCGGAUUCUACAAGAUAUAUUCAACACAGGAUCUCAUCCUGGGCACGAUGAGCGAUACCAAAAGGGUGCCUUCAACUCGGCUCUGUAUCUAGACGGAAAGGGCGAUGUGUACCUUGGUGAAAGAAUGGACGAUAGUCGAAUUCCUACCCCCUCCAAGGAACUUUUCAGCAGCAAUUCCGCCGCCAUCAAUAGUUUCAAGGCUAUCAAUAAGAAUCUGAACAGGGGGGGAAUCAGGAGCUCCCAAGAGCUCAUUGACGAGGGAAUGGACGCCAUCGCCAGAGCUGUUCUUCAGCAAGUACAAAGUUACUGUCAAGGAGGGUAUUUGCACGGUCGUGUGCUCAGCGAGGUCAAGAUCCUUCGGGUUGGGCUGUCCUACCCAGCAUUCUGGGGGCACGAGGAGCGAACCUUCUACGAAGACAUCAUUAGGAGAGUCAUGUCUGACUUCCCUGAUAUUUUUACGACCGACACAGAUGUGGACUUCCACGUGGAAAGUCUAGCUUCAGCACAUAACUUAUUCUGGAACCAACGCCUUCACGAUGAGAUUCUUCGAAUAUCCGACAAACCCGCACUUUUAGUCUUCUUGGACUUUGGCGGCUACACUUUGAACGGCUGCAUGUUUACUGUUGUACAGGGCAAGAAACAGGUGUUUAGCUACUAUAGAGUUGGCGACACAUUCUGCACAAGGGGCGGCACUGGACUGUGGGAGCAAGCCUUCGGGAAAUUUGCAAUAGAAUACUUGGAAAAGAAGCUGAAAUCCAAGUUACCUCCAAGAGAGCGGACGCAGCUUCUUCAAAACUUUCAUCUGCAUAUCAAGAAGUUACGCUCGGACAAGAUCAAGGAGAUGUCGCUGCAUGUCACAGAUCCGCAGAAUGCCAGGAGAUCGCUGACGGUGUAUCUUUCGGAAGAAGAAGCCGAGGGCUGCUUUUUGGAUGGGAUGAAACGACCCAUCGAGUUGGCAAAGGAGAAAAUUGCUGAGGCGGCAACUCUCAGCAACAGGGUACGAGUUGUAGUUUCCGGCGGAAGCGGCAAAAGCUCCAUCGUCCAGGCCUACAUCUGGGAGGCGUGCAGGAAGGCCAAAAUCGAUGAUCCCUUCUUUUUCCACGAAAAGGCGGGAGAUAAGGAUUCAUGGAAUAUCUCCAAAGGAGCGGCAAUUGCCACGGCGACCACCAUGACGGGCCUUGAGUUCAUGGAAAGAGGGGUAGCAUUCGGAAUCCAAGUUGGGCACUUGAAGAAUGAUGGUGGCUCGGCAUGGAAGAGAAAUCAGUCAGCCGUCGCGAAACAGGCAAUCUUUUGGCAAGAAGAGAUCGAAGUCACCGCUGAUGCAACGAAGUCUUAUCCUUUCACAAUAUGGUGUUCUGGGAAGAAAUGGCUCAAGAUCGUGUGUGAUCCGUUCUUACAAGUCUCAGAACGCAGAGAGGAGCUUACGGCAUCACUGAGCUACGAUGUCCUCGAGCUCCCUCCACCCAAAAGAGGCUACUGGCGUUUCACUCAUUCAAUUGCCUACGACGGUAUCGGAAACGUCGCCACGGACGAAGAGGCGACAACCCGGAUGGAAGCCCACUGGUCAUCUCCGUGCUUUUCGACCACCUUCAGCGGCAAGCUGCGAUUCAUCACAGGGGCAAAACGAAAGAAUCUCAGGGACGCCUCCAACAAGAUCGAUGGAGACAAGAAGUAG
Messenger RNA from Colletotrichum abscissum, 1785 nucleotides. RefSeq lists its product as uncharacterized. The record is from RefSeq and is a predicted model, not a curated record. The coding region runs from base 1 to 1785 and encodes 594 amino acids. The transcript has 8 exons. NCBI's taxonomy places the organism in Eukaryota, Fungi, Ascomycota, Sordariomycetes, Glomerellales, Glomerellaceae.